This is a messenger RNA of Bipolaris maydis ATCC 48331, 1340 nucleotides long. NCBI's taxonomy places the organism in Eukaryota, Fungi, Ascomycota, Dothideomycetes, Pleosporales, Pleosporaceae. The record is from RefSeq and is a predicted model, not a curated record.
UUUUUUUUGCUUCCUCUCUUCGCAUCUCACAUCUGCAUGCAUGUAUGAAAAUUGAUGGCAUUUGUUUGGUGUGGAAAGCCUCCCUUUCUUGUUGAUAUAUUUGUAAUCGUCAUAUUUGGAUAUGUGUACGCUCGCUAGCUAAGAAGUUAUUCGUUAUGAAUUCGAGUUUGGGGUAGUUUUUGUCAGAUGCAGCCUUUAUUGCUGGUGGUUCAAUUGAUUGGUUUCUGUGAUAUGGGUUUUGUGGAUAGCAGAUUGUGUCAAUGGUGUUCGUUUUCGAGAUAUGGACGUUGAAUCUCCUUGAAAGUUGAUAUUUUGUUUGGCCCGACCCUGAGUAUCUCCCUGUCGAGUAUGGUCGUUGUGGGCGAGUGUGAUUUGCGCUGUUCCCGUCUCGAUUUUUUUUGGCAGAGCAGCAACGGCGCAAGUGCUUGAGAAGAGGGGAGUUGGACUGAACGACGUAUAUAUACGCCAUCCGCUUUGUAGACACCGCUCCACCUGCGAUGCACCAACACAUCGCCCCUCGAGCCGUAGGAGCGAAGCACACUCCAAUCGUCGAGUACCAGCAGCAAAACCCGCAUCGCCGAGUUUCGCACAACCCAAUGGCGCCGCAAAACCCAUGCCUUUCCCAUCCCCUCAAAAUGCUUGAGUCCACAUAUCCCUCCUUCGUUCCUUUCCCCCCCUCUCUCUCACCUACAACAAUCACAACAAUCAGCACACUCACCACAACAACCCAAGGCCUCGCUAAAACACCGCCCAAUGAUGGAAAAGCACGCUACCCACGCCUCGAUGCACCAGGGCCCCGCAAGCGUACAAUCAAAGUUCCUGAUGCAGCGCGAACAGCAAUCUUCCUGGCGGCUUGAUCCAACCGGCCCGCCUGAUUCCUCGAGCUCGGUGGCGGGUUCGUCCAUGGGUGCGUAGUUCAUUUUGUCUUGGGUUGGCUAUUUGUGGCGUUUCCCCCGUUUCCCGAUCUCUUUUUUGGGGGGGUUUUUUUUUUGGAAGGCGGAGGAGGUGUGAGAUUUUGCUGAUAUGGUGAUAUUCGAUAUAACCCCAGAUCCCAGUAACACGGGUGAUGAGUGAUGGUGAUGGGUUUAAUGAGAUGAUGCUGUUUGCGUGUCGUUAAAUGCCCGUGAUCAGGCGUUGGUAGCUGUUGUGCAGAUCGAAAAACGAUAAGUCGCCCCUGGAAAAAAAGAACAACAACAACAAUAACAACAAAAAGUUCGAGUCGCAAGUAUACCAGCAAGCAUGCGAAACUAACAAACUUCCGUGAUCAAUGACGUUGUUGAAAGCAAAAAUAAUCUCCGAUGAGAAAAGAAUAAAAAUUGGCGUCAAGGUGUCAGGGAAAU